UUCAAAUUUUUCGCAGUGUUGCGUUAAGCGAUAAGCGGUGUACGGUAUGACAGUGUAUGCAAGGAGAAAAUCCAUGUAAUUGGAAAAAUGGAUAGAAAGGUUAAACUUACAAAAUGGUUUUUCAUAUUUUUCCUCAUGUUUCAAUGGGCGUACGCUCGGCGUAUCCUCGAGGAAACGAAAGUAUACUUUCUGCAUGCAGCUGAUAGUGUAGAGAAUAAUAAUCCUGGACUGAAAACAUACUGCCAUAAUGCUACAUCAAAGUAUUUGACACAUAUCUGGAGGACUAUGACUAUGCAUCUAGAUAUCAAUUCUGAGUCAUAUACUUUAUACGAUGGUAAAACUCCUUUUGAGAUUCACCAAAAACACGAUGAAAAUCAAAGAUCGUGGAGUCUUAACUUGUUCGACACAGGAAAACAUAAGCGAUUGAAGAUUAAUCCCUUCGAAGAUGUAUGUAUAGGCGUUUAUAUAGAUUCUUCCAAUGAAUCUGGAUAUAUAAUGAGUAUGACAGAGACACGUGUCAAUGUCUGGAUGUUGACAAUAAUGGUAGCAGGUAUCUUGAUUUUCUGGUGUGCAAAAAUGUUAAGUCAGAAUUCGGUGUUUUAUUACGCUUGUGGCAUUUUGUUUGGAGUUACUAUGUCUAUCAUAAUCUUAAUAUAUGUGGCAGGGAAAUUGGUACCACGGGGCAAGUACAUGUAUUUAAUUUUUGCUGGAACAAUGAGUAUUUAUCUCGCUCGAGUAUUAUUAGAAAAUGCUCAGUUGAUUGCGAUGCAAUAUAGAGAGUGGGUCAUGUGGUAUAUUCUUGUAACAUCGUUGAUCAGUUUCUUGAUUUGCUAUCGUUUUGGUCCAGUUACCAAUUCAAGAACGAAACAAAUAAUACAAUGGUUCCUGCAGAUUAUAGGAUUGGUGUUGAUAUAUAAUAGCAGUUACUUCCGCGAAGCAUCUCUUUCAUGCUGCGUUAUACUUGUACUUUUAUACAAUUUUCCGAAAGCAGCGCUGGAACGAGGAAAAAGGUAUUGGCAAAACAUGUUUCCUGAAAAGCGGAAAUUGUUAAGCGAAGAUCAAUAUCGUCUUGAAGGAAUACGGGAAACUAAGAAAGCUUUAAAAGAAUUACAAGACUACUGUUCCAGUCCGGAAUGCAAUACUUGGAAGACAGUUUUAAGACUAAAAAACCCUAUAAGGUUUGCGAAAUUUAUGGAAGAAGAUUUGCAUCUGUACAAAGAGGAAAUUGAAGAUCACGACGUCGAAAUUUCAAAAAUUCUCGACGAAGAUGAGUAUACAGAUGAUGAAUAUUAAUGAAUAUGAUUAAUGAAUAUAAGUAAUUUAAUCAAAUAAACUUCGAAAUAUGGAAGUUGAAGUGAUUAUAACUUGAGAACGGCUUAUGUUUCAAAUAUAUCAAUAUAAAUAUAGAGUUCACUUUGGUUUGUAUAAAUUAAUUGAAGUUUCACGUCUGAUUAGACUGCAAGGUAGAAGGUUUAUAUUUAAUUAAUUUAUUUAAUUAAGUAGAUAUUUUUGCUUAAAAUUUACUUGGACGUGUUUCUGGUCAUUAUGUUAUAAGAG
Molecule: messenger RNA, 1557 nt
Organism: Dinoponera quadriceps
Lineage: Eukaryota; Metazoa; Arthropoda; Insecta; Hymenoptera; Formicidae
Gene: Nemp
Product: nuclear envelope integral membrane protein 1
Exons: 8
Coding region: 88-1293 (401 amino acids)
Cellular component (GO): nuclear envelope
Source: RefSeq, a predicted model, not a curated record